UGGGGGCCGGGGCGAGAGCAGCUAAGUUGCUGACUGUGCACCCCUUUUGCGAGCACAUACACACACCCUGCUGGGGGGCCCUCUUCAGCAGCCCCCAUGGAGCUCCCCCUGGCCCAGACAUGCCCCCAAGAGAGCCACGAAGCCCCUGCUCCCACCUUCAGCACCUUCCGACCCACGGGCGUGGCCCACAAGAGCUGCCAGGGCCCGGACCUGCUCCCGCUCCCGGGGCUCAGGCCCCAGGCCCCAAAGGCAGAGGAAGUUCAGCCCAACCCCAGGGUCCCUGCUGUCCACGCUGUGGUGUCUCCCCAGGCCCCAGCGGCCGCCUCCAGCCCAGAGAAUGCUGGCAGGGCUGAGGAGGUGCCAGGGGAAGGAGGUCUCUCCCUGCAGGCCGAGAUCUGGGAGUGGUUCCAGAAGACUCAGGCCCACCAGCUCCUGCAGCACGGGGCAGCCCCCGCCUGGUUCCACGGCUUCAUCACCCGGAGGGAGGCUGAGAGGCUGCUGGAGCCCAAGACUCCCGGAUGCUACUUAGUGCGAGGGUCCGAUGACCAACCGCCCUCCAGGAGCCUGACCUGCUGCCGCCACUUCCUGCUGGCCCAGCUCCGGGAUGGGCGCCACGUGGUGCUGGGCGAGGACAGCGCCCACGCCAGGCUGCAAGACCUGCUACGCCACUACACCGAGUGCCCGCUCAGCCCCUACAGGGAGACGCUGACCGAGCCCCUCGCCCGCCAGACUGCGGAGCCUGCGGGACUUUCCCUAAAGUUUGAAGAACCAGACUCCGGAUGCAGAAGCCAGGACCCGAACCCCCAGUACACGCCGGUUAUCAAGCCGGGGCAGACUCCAGCUCCCGGGCAGAAAGAAGGAGCCAGAGAGUCAAAGGAGCCCGCCCCGCCCACCCUGCCCAACCCACUCCCUGCCAAGCCGCAGCUGCCCGCAGAAGUCUACACAAGCCCCGCGCCGAGACCCCGCCCGGGCCCACCCCCCGAGCCCACCACUCCUAUCUACCAUGAGCUCGACGAACCCAUAGCCUUCUACGCCAUGGGCCGGGGCAGCCCCGGGGAAGGCCCCAGCAACAUCUAUGCCGAGGUGGAGGGGCCGCCUGCGCCUGAGCGGCCGCCCGAAAGCCCGCCGACCAGCCUGGCACACCUCAUCCUGCGCAAGUGCCGCUCCAGGCCUGUCUCUGGAGGCCAGGGGGUGCAGGGAAAGAACCCAGAGGGCCCGCAAUUACAUUCUGAACACUCUGUGGCUGGAUUAGGGCCUCCCCUGUUUCCCCAGCCCCCACCUUCCUGGAGGCACACCCUCCCCCACAAACUUUCUAGACAGGUGCUUCAGGACUGAGGACAGGCGUGGCUGCCCCUUGGGCCUGCUCAGUAG
Messenger RNA from Tupaia belangeri chinensis (Chinese tree shrew), 1371 nucleotides. It is a transcript of the gene SH2D2A, whose product is annotated as SH2 domain containing 2A. The transcript has 8 exons. Lineage: Eukaryota; Metazoa; Chordata; Mammalia; Scandentia; Tupaiidae. The record is from RefSeq and is a predicted model, not a curated record. Gene Ontology annotation, cellular component: cytoplasm.